AUGUUACUCGCAUUUUUCCUUCUCCUGAGCCUACCAACGGCCCUCGCGGCUCACAAAUCUCGUGAGUUUCUUUUUGAUUGCGAAAUCCAAUAUUCAGAAAAAGGUCGCGAAGCGGCAUUUUGGAAAAAAAAAUGUAUACAUAGUUUUUUUUUUGCGUCAUCUGUAGAGCGCAAUAUCACGGCUUUUUUGGUAGAGAGAGAAGAUGUGAAACCAAAAAUGAGGGGGACGGAGCGAAAACUCCGCAGAAAUUGCUUUGAACGCUGCAUUUGCGAGAGCGCCAAAGUGCAUGCACACAAUACACUACACUUUACGGAAAAAGGGCGUCGUCAAGAAAACGCCGUGACAUGUACUGCUGAACAGUUUUGCUAACAGCUCACGAAAAUUUGCAUACAGCUGACAUUUUCUUCAGCUAACUUUCCUUAGCUGGAUUUUCACAGCUCUUCUGACAUACACAUAUUUUUUCACAUCGAAGUUAUGAAAAACGAAAAAAACAAAAGCAUUUCCAGAUAGAUGUCCCGACAACUCUUGGAAGAUGUUUGCGCGUACAGGGGGCCGUUUUUGGUGUAUAAAAGUAUGUUUGAAUUGGAAAGAGAACGAAACUUGGAGAAGAUUCAAACUCGCUUUUUUUAAUAAAUGAUUUAGCUAGUAGGAACGCCUCAAAACGUUUUUCGCAACGGAAAAAGCGUCAAUUUUGAUGGCGUGAAGAAGCAGGGCUUUGUGCUCCUUAUUUUUAAGGUCUCUAACGUUUUUCACAGACAGAUGGUGAAAAAUGUGAAUCAAACGGAGUAAAAAGAUAUGUCAACUGAAAGUUUUUCGAAAAUUCGCUCAAUUUCUUUGAACUUUAAUUAGGUUUUCUGCUUCAAACUUUCUCGGAAGCUUCAUUUUUCACCCAACUGAUUUUAGUACAAUGAUGGGCGGCUCACCAGAGACGAUGCCGAGAAGGCUUGCCAAGCACAAGGAGGAACUUUGACUGGAUUCGAGAACGAGGAAGAAUUUGCCUACAUUCGAGGUAAAAUUGUUUCAAUCGUAUAGUCGAUUCUUCGCGACUCGAAAGGCAGUAUGGGUGAUUGACAAGAUUAAAAUGUUGCGUACGAGAUGCAGCUUUUUGGCGGGGAUUUCAGAUUAAAACGCGAGACACUUUUUUCUGUAUUCUAUUCAGACAGUUCUUCAAUAGUUUUCAACUUUUUAUAGUCAGUUUUUCCCGACUUGAAAGGCGAGUGAGGCGGGGCAGCGGGUGGGAGGCGUAGCGUGUGCGUACGCGGUUCUUGGCACGAGUUCAAUUCAACCGCCAGCGACUAUUUGGAGAGCUCGUUUAUUGCUCUUUUCAUUCCUUUUUCAAUUAUUUAUUGAUUAUUUUCCUUAGCCCAUCAAAAAGUAGUAGGAAAUAUAGAAAAAGAGCGGUUACCAAGCUUUUUGAAUAGUCGGUGGCGAUUGAAUUGAACUCGUGUCAAGAACCGCGUACGUACACGCUACGGGUCCCGCCCAUUGCCCCGCCUCCUUCGCCUUUCAAGUCGGGAAAAAUUGACUAUCCUUUCUUGGGCAGGAAAAUAACUUUUCUAGUUGCGUCAAAGUUUGUGAGAACAUAGUGAAAGACGGGUGAAACAAGAAAAAUUAGCUUUGAGAUGUACUUUGUGAAGUUUUUCAGAGUAGCGGAUUUUUCAAAAAUUAUUUGGCUUUUGGGCGUUUUUUGCGGAUCCCGUUUUUUGACUAUGUUUUGAAAUCUCGUUCAGUUCGAAAGGUUUCUUGUUUUCAGUAACGUUUAUCGGGCCAUAUCAUAUAUUCAUGUGAAGUUUCAAAGCAAUCGAAAUUGAUUGAAAAAGUUAAAGUGUGAUACGGCUUUUUUUUUCAUUUAUCAGAGUUUUUUCUCAAACGACCAGCUUUUUUUCAAAUUUCAGACACGGCAUUCGAAGCGUUCAAAAAGUUCAACCUGUCAGAUGGAGGAUCCUACUGGCUUGACGGCAUCCGGAGCCCCAACUGCCACAGAUACAACAACAACGGUUGCACUCGUUUGAAUGUCCAUAUCCAAGCUUCGUUUUCCAACAAAAAAUUGAGAAAUCUCAGGCCUUCCAAUGGUCCAACAACCUCACCCAAGGAACAUUCGCGUUCACAAAAUGGUAUGCCACCGAGCCGAACAAUAGUCCUGAUUAGUGAGUUUAUUUCGAGCCCAGCUAUUUUAACCUUAAUUUUUCGUGGCGGAGAAGAAAACUGCGUUGAAGGCACUCUCGUUUACAAUCUCCCAGACCUUCUCGGAUACAUUGGCGACUUUUCGUGAGCUUCUCAAUAACAUUACUAUUUCAAGCUCUGUGUUUUCAGAUGCUCUCUGAUAGACGUACGAGUCGGCCUGAGCCCAGUUGCCUCAAUAUACGGAUACUUCUGUGGAGCAUCCGGAAAAAUCGGUAGCAAAAAUGAUGAUGAAGAUUGUGAGUUGAUAAUUAGAUCAUUUUUUCGAAAGAAUAUCUUCCAGGUUCUUCGGAAGAGGACAGCCGUGGACGGAAUCGCUCCCGAGGACGCCGUUUAUAAUUUAUUGAAAACAGAUUUCGAAAAAAAAAUUUCAGGCUCAUCGAGGGGAAGAGAUAAUCAUCAUUCUUCUGAAGCGCGAAGAAGACCUCGUCAUCAUUCUUCUGAAGAGAGGAGAAGACCUCGUCAUGAUUCUUCUAGAGAGAAAAAACGACAUCCCACUCCUGAGGAAAUCAAAGCACGUUCUUGAGGAAAGAAAAAGUGGAGAAACCCUAACCUGUUGUCCAGCCACCAAAGAUGAAGUCUUUUUGUUUCUAUGUUCCGUAAACAUCGAAAAACGAUACUUGCGCCGUGUCGCUCUGAUGUUGCUUGCCACAGCGCGGCAAGAUCUCUUGUCGCGAUCUAGCGCCAACUUUCUCGCCGUAUCGCGGUUUAUCUUGUUUCAACGAUUUCAACGAUGGCCCAUAUUGGAUAGAAUAUCGUAAGAAUGAAGACUAUUUCUUUCUCUCAAGGAGCUUGAAGUUUUCGAAAACCAGUGGUGACUUAUUUCUUUGUUCCUCUCCUUUCUCGGUGAGCGAGAGUCUCGGAUUUACAUGCGUUAUUCAUGUUUUUUUGACCACGUAGUUAAGCGAAAAAAAAAGGCGCAGGGAAGUCGGGCGGUUCAAGCCCUUUGGAAGUGGCUAUAAACAUUGUUUCGGCUUUUAAUGACCGAAAUAAUUUUUAUCGUUUUGAAAUAAAAAAUUUUUUCAAAUAAAGAAGCCUUUUUUUAAUCUUUUUUUUCUGUAUCAAUAAAAGAGAAAUCUUCUGCAAUGAUCCAUUGAUGUUGGUCGCAUUUUUCCUUCUCCUGAGCCUACCAACGGCCCUCGCGGAUCCCGAUUCUCGUGAGUUUCUUUUUAGUGGCGAAACCCAAAGUUGAGAUGCAAAACGGUCCCGAAGCGGCUUUUUUUUAAAAGAAUUUUAACUCUCGCUCUUCUCCUUAAAAAUCGACCGUAACGUAAUAUAAUUCCGUGGUGUACUGCUGAACAAUUUUUCUAACCGGCUGGCAAAUGAUUUGCAAAUCUUUUGCAGCUUGUGUAUCGCUGGCUUUUUCUUCAGCUGACUUUCCUUACAAGGGAAGCGCAAAAGGACACAGUUUGAGAAUUGGAUGAAAAUUUGCUGAAAUAUAUUUCCAGGUAUCCUGAAACGAGAACAAGAAAAAAAUCGUACGCCUUUUGCCUUUUAGCAGAGUUAUGGCCUUCAAGUUUUGCACUCAAGAAAUGGCUUCGCACGUCAGGGCUCAAAUCUCUUUUUUUUAGAAAUUUUUUGCGAAUUUUAAACGGAGGUCAACUGAUGCGAGAAAAAAGGACGGUUCCAACUGUCUAUACCGUCUCUUCAAACUGCGUGCAAACUUUGAGGGCCAUAACUCCGCUAUAAGGCAAGUGGCUCAAAAUUUUUUUCUUGUCCUCGAUUCAGGAACCUGGAGGCACAUCUCAGCAAAGUUUCAUCAAAUUCUCAAAAUGUGUCAUUUUGCACUUGUUUUGUUAGCUUGAUUUUCACAGCUUUUUCAAUGUAUAGUACCGCCAAGAAAAAAAAUCAACCCUUAGGUUUUUGCCCUAACUGUCUAUAAAGUUAGGGAAUCUCAACGAAACUUGGAUAUUUUAUGAUCUCUGGUAUAUCAAACUGUCCAACAGAUUUUCAGACUCUCAAAAAAUAUAACACAAAAAAAACUAAUCUUUAUUGAAUUUUCGAAAAAUUGCUGUUGAUGAAGUCGAUGCAAGCCUGAUCGACUUUCUUUCAUUCUUUUUCAAGUUGCAAAAUUGUUCAGCCACAUUCGGUGUUUUUUUGUUUGCCAGCCGUCUCUACAGUUCUUCGUACUUGUUUUCGAUGAUGUUGAUUUUGGCUUGGCCAGUCGAGACGACGAACUUUUCCGCAGUCGAACCAGUUGCAGACGUCCUUGGAUUUAUGUUUAGGGUCGUUAUAGUCCUGGAAAAUGAAAGCCCGCCUAUGAACUCGACGUGCAAAUAGAAGCAUUUUCUUCUUAAGGUUCUCUUUGUUAAUAUUCCGAUGCAUGAUGCCCACGAUCCUGUGCAGUAGACCCAUCCCAAGAGCGGAGAAACAGCCUCAUUUCAUGCACGAUCCUCCACCAGGCUUCAUCGUCGGAAGUCGAUAUUCUUAAUGGAAUCUUCUGUUGAGAGGACGUCGAGUUCCUGUUAUUCCAUCAGUGUCAAACAAUAAAAACGUGCUCUCAUUACUCCAAAUAAUUUUUUCCCAUUGUCCACCCGAGAUGAUCUUCCGCCAAUUUUACUCUUGCUUUCUUAUUCUUGUCGGAAAUGAAUAAUUUCUCGACGCGUUGACGAUAAAAACAAAGUCUGGCGGACGUAAUUUCAUAAGAGAGAAAUUUUCCGCGCAGUGAGUUCUGGUUUGCUUCUGGAAGUGUGCAAAAUAUUUCUGUCCGUCAGAAAAUCCGUACCUCAAGGUCGAUCAGGGCUUUUUAGCUCAACCAUACAUCUUCGUACAUGGAAACGCGUCAAUAUCGUCCUAGCUUGACUUGGAGACUGCAAACUGUUGAGCAAGCUGAGAAAUAGGUCGUCCUUGAAAGGGACUUUGAACUAGAUCGGAAAAAAAUUGGGAAAUCAAAGCUCAAAAAAAUUUGAAAAUAGUGAUAUUUUCCCGGUAUUUUGCAACGGCAACCGAAUAUAGUAGGUAGGUAACUAAGUUUCCGAUAUUUUUGGUGUAAACAAGCUUUAUUAUGUUCAGCAGGGGAAUAAAGAAGCAAACCUUACUAGGGCAUGGUCUCCGCUCGACAACGAGUUGAGAAUUGAGACUUUGUGGGUGGAUAGGCCUAGGUGAGAGUACUCGGAAUCAAAAAUAAAAUUCUGCUAAACCCCACAGGCGGCUGAGGAAAAGCUCGUCGAAAUUUUUCCAGUGCGGAUAUGGCCGCGCUCGGAGCCUUCAGCUAGCAACUGGCGGCGUGGUGUAG
Molecule: messenger RNA, 5416 nt
Organism: Caenorhabditis auriculariae
Lineage: Eukaryota; Metazoa; Nematoda; Chromadorea; Rhabditida; Rhabditidae
Source: the annotation of a GenBank genome assembly